AUCAUGGACUUUCACAAUUGCAUUUCCCCCGCUUUUCCUGCCACCAAUCGGCAUUCGACCACGCCACUACAGCAACCAUAGUUCCUGUUGCUGAAGUUGCGAACCACAACAAAAACAUUGGCUGUUAUUGGCUCUCAUCGUACAAAAAAUAAGCAGGGAAGGGGGAAUUUUCCGAUUGUUUGGUUUGGUUUGAUAACAAUUAAUUUUGGCGUCACAUAACUAGUAAUACAUGGGUCACAGUGCAUAUAAGAGCAACAGAUCUCAUAGCGCUUCGUCUGGUUUAUAUAGCGCGGCAAACGUUGAAUUCGAUCAAGGUGAUUUUUUCUUUGUUUUUUUGUUCCCGAAGAGAGCGCGAAAAUGGAGGGAAACGAUAACGCAAAGAGUUUGCAAAAACAAUUCGAACAGAACAGCGGAGUGCUUCAGCAGUUAAGGAUGAAAUUCGAACGGAAGAUUGAUUGGGAUGUUAUUUUGUCUGUGGCGUUUGAGACGGGAUUCGAAUUACGGAAGGCCACUACCUGUUUGAAUGAUAUAACAAACAGCACAGCUAUGUCUGAGGUUAAGGCUGGACUCACAGGGAACGAGAAUUUAGAUAGGAUCGUAGGGACCUUGAAGAGGGGAAUUAAAGUGUUGAUUAUGCUCAGAGGAUUACCGGGUAGUGGUAAAAGCUACUUGGCAAAUAAAAUUGUGCAAGAGUCCAUUGGUAAUAAUUGCACAUUGAGCGAUCACAUUUUGAGUGCUGAUGAUUACUUCUACAGUAAUGGAAAUUACAAGUAUGAUGGCAAAUAUAUAACUGAGGCUCACAGGUGGAAUCAAACGAGGGCUCAUCGUUUGAUGCAUGAUGGUGUCAGUCCUAUUAUUAUAGAUAACACUCAUACACAGAUGUGGGAAAUGAAACCUUACUGUAUUUGGGGGGUGCAAUAUGGUUAUAUGAUAGAAAUCAUGGAGCCUGACACUCCUUGGGCUUUCAAUGAAAGAGAACUGACCAAGAGAAACAAACAUGCUGUACCUAGAAGUAAAAUCAGGGAUAUGUUGGAUAGGUAUGAGAAGAACUUGACAGUCCAUAGGAUAUUUAAUGAAUUUGAAUUGCGUUACGGUGAUGGGAAAUUGCCGCCGCAGCCCAGGAAAUAUCCACCUAUUCUCAAAGAGGAAAUCUACAUAUCUGAUGAUGAAGAUGUAGACAUAGUUAAUAAGGAGAACAACUUUAGGAUGGAAAAUGAACAAGCUUGGCAGUCUAUUGAUGUGAAUAGUAAGGCGUAUGCGAACGUUGAAACGAAUUUCGAUUAUAAAGAUAUUGAUGAUCCGUCAUUAAAAGUGAUCAUAGCUAGAAACAAUUUUAACAACGUCGCGAUUUUACCUCCGAUGUACAAAAAGAGCGGGUUUCUGGAUAAAGGUACCAUGACAGAUGACGAAGAAAAUGGUAUAGACGAAUUAUCGCUGGAUCAUUUAGUCGGCCUAUUUGAUAACAAAUACCCUUUGGAAUAUAUAGUAGAGAUCUACGAAAAGUGCAAUAAAAGUGUCGAAUGGGCAAUCGAAAUUCUAUUGGAAAAUAAUAAGGAUAUCUUGGAGAAUUACAAGCCACCACCAAAGCCCAAAUCCAUGGAAAUCGAUGAAUCCGAAGAUGUGGAUUAUGAGUUUAUCGAAGUAGAUGAUGGCUCUUCAGAUGAAGACAGGAAACGCUUGCAGAUUGAACGGCAAAACCUCAAGCAAAUAAUCGAGGCUAACGUUGAUUUCAAUGAUGAACACUACUCAGAACACGUAUUGCAAUUGAAGCACAAAGGGAAGAAGAAGAAUGUGGUGUCGCCCAAAGCAAGCACUUCUAGGGAGGAGAACAAAGAAUCGGACGAUAGCGAUGUGAUUAUCGUCGAUUCCGAUCCUGAUUUUGAUGAUAGCGAAGAAUUUAUCGAAUUCAAUUUGGGAGAGGUGUUCGUUGCGCAACUGGAGCAGAAGUUUGGUGAUCCAAACAUAAAAUACCCUCAAGGAUUUCUACCCAUCAUUGAAAUGCCUAAGUCUUUGGGUAAACAGUUGCACGCUAUGUACGUGGAAUCGAUCUUCAAGCAGAUGGACGCGCAGAACGCAAUAUUAACUAACAUGAUAAGGGAAGAUGAGGAGCUUGCAAGGCAGUUGCAGCAAGAGGAGGGCCGCAUAACGCCAAAUUUCAAAACCAUUAUGUCCGAGCAGAAAGUUCUAUCGAAGCAACAGAGCCUCAACGAGGAAUGGAAGAAGCAAACACCAGAUGAUAUCGCUUACAAAAUGAGCAAACAUAAGUUGCUGGAAUCGUUCCCUGACAUUCCUAGCCAUGAUUUAAUAGAAAUCCUCCAUGCCCACGGUAAUUCUUAUACACAAACGGUGGAAGUGCUACGGCAAUCAGGUGCUAUGAAAGUGAACAACCUGAACGUUAGCGAACCGCCAAUCUCCGAAGAAACCAUGAUAGAAAUGCGCGAAGCUCAGAAAUCCAAUGAGUUCAAAGAACAAGCGGAAGUAAAAAGAACGGCGGACGAAUUGCGCGAGGAAGCUGCAGAGUAUCAUAGACGAAGAAAGGAGUUGCUUCAGAAGGCUCAGCUUUAUCAGCAGAGGAAGAUGACCGAAGUCGCAAUGUAUUAUUCAAACUUGGCGUCUCAGCAGACGCAGAAGUUCGAACGUGCAAACAAUGAGGCUGCAAACGUGAUCUUACACGAGCAUUUUAACAGGCUGGGAGCUUUCGACACAUUGGAUCUGCACUAUUUGCGCGUCCCCGAAGCACUGGCAGCGUUGGACAUGUUUCUGGAUAGGAGUAUCAGGCUUCUGAAGAAGGAGAAGAAAAGUGACUACGGUACUCUGAUGAUUCUGACUGGUCGUGGUCGCAAUAGCCCUGGUGGAAUACCGCGGAUUAAACCUGCCGUAGAAGACAGACUGAAAGCGCGUGGCUUAAAAUAUAGACUGGACAAUCCAGGCCUGAUCCGUACCAAGAUCCUUCGGACUUCCCUAAUGACAGAUAGUCUCUAUGAUAACAAUUAAAAAUCUAUGUGUAUGUAUGACAGAGACAUUCCCGUGUAUUUUUGUUUGUGUUGUUACUUCGUUUUAUUUGAGAUUGCAUUAUAUUGGUACAAAUAUUUACACGUAUAUAAAUAAUGGGUGAUUCGUGUACGGUAGAUUCGACAUGUCCAUAUCAUUUCAUUCGAUUGAACAGGGUACACAAAGAGGUGCGUCAAAAUCAUCGUCUGCAAUUGUUAAAAAAAUACUUUUUUUUUCUAAAAUUAUUAUUUUAACAUUACUGCAAAGUGUGAUAUUGCUCGACGUACUUCAAUAUUUUUAAAUUAUAGUAGGUAAACAUCUUGAAAUUUGGCAACGAUAAACAUUUUAUAAAAUUAAGUCGUUUAAUUAAGUUGUUAUUUUAUUCGAAAUAUAUAUAAUGUUAAUGAUUUAUUAUUUUGGGGACGAUAUCGCUGCCACAUUUCAAUUACGUUCGUUUUUGUUUUGUUUUUUGUGGAUCUUCUACAUCUGCAAAGUUAUUCAUUUCUUGGUACAAAUUGUGUCUGAUUUACCGCAUCCGGAUUUACAUCCUAUUAUAUAUACAUUUAAGUACAUAUAUUUUAU
This is a messenger RNA of Nicrophorus vespilloides, 3573 nucleotides long. RefSeq lists its product as uncharacterized. The record is from RefSeq and is a predicted model, not a curated record. NCBI's taxonomy places the organism in Eukaryota, Metazoa, Arthropoda, Insecta, Coleoptera, Silphidae. The coding region runs from base 358 to 2994 and encodes 878 amino acids. The transcript is spliced from 3 exons.